GCAUUUUUUAGCAUCUGGGACAGAGUAGGAGGCAGUUCACUCUGGGCACGCUAUUCAUCCAAAAGUGAAAAUGCUGUCCCCUAUCCCAAAAAAGUUAAAAGAUUUUCAGUCUAGAGCACCAAUAAAAGAGAUUUCAAAAUGGGAGAAGUUGGGAGCAAUAUAUAGAAAUGAUAUUUGGUAUCAUGAUAAGUUGCCCAUAUUACCUAAGUCAUUGUUUAGAUAUGCAGCAAUAUUGAUACAUGGGCAGAGCGAUGGUGGAGGGAUGGUGGGAUGGUGGAGAUAAUAAGGAAGCACUUCAUAGCAUACGGGAUCACAAAUUACUUAAAUGUGUUAUUUGUGCACAGAAUAUUCACCAGGGUAGACAGAAAGUACCACAGGGAGAAUAUCCCCAGGCGAAAUAUCCUUUCCAACAACUAGAAAUAGAUUUUCUAGAACUCACUAAAAGUGAAGGAAAGAAGUGGUGUCUAACUAUCAUAGAUAAAUAUACUAAAUGGGUGGAAGCUUUUCCCACCUCCUCUGCAGAUGCAAUAAGAGUGGCUAAGGCAUUAUGCCAAGAUAUUAUUCCUAGAUUUGGUCUAGCAGAAACCAUUUAUUCAGACAGUGGGUCUCGUUUUUCUAAUCAAAUUAUAGACAACAUUGGACAGAAAUUAGGUAUAAAUAUGAAGAAACAUUGUUCCUAUCAUCUGCGAUCAGCAGGUCUGAUAGAGCGCAUGAAAAAAAGCAGGUUAAGAAAGACUCACAUGAGCACAGGUAGAAAUUGGGUGUAGUGCUUACCCAUAGUGUUAAUGACCAUAAGGAUAACCCCUGAUAAAGAUUGAUUAUCUCCAUUCGAGAAAGUGUUCGGGAGGCCUUAUAGGAUGCCCGAGUCAGGAGAGCCCGAACAGGGUUAUGCUGAAUCAGAAAAUACCAUUACAGAACACAUGAGGAAAUUGUUUAGUAACCACACCCGUAUGUCAAAGAUUCUAUGCCCAACAGGAGAGUUGCAGAGUAAGGUGACACACAAGAUCCAACCAGGAGAUUGGGUCUGGGUCCAAUGCCUCAAGAAAAAAGACUGGAAACAGCCACGGUGGGAAGGACCAUACCAGUUGCUACUUGUGAAAGCCUUUGCAGUACGAAUAGCGGAAAGAGCCACCUGGGUCCAUAUUACACACUGCAAGAGGAUGGAGCUGCCACCUCGACCAAAACUCUUUGACUUCCAUGGAGUCUCCAUGACCAACUACUUCACCGGCAACUGGGACAAUGUACAGAACUUCCAGGCCAGACCAGAUGACAUUCUCAUCGCUACCUACCCCAAAGCAGGAACCACAUGGGUCUCCUACAUUCUAGACCUGCUGUAUUAUGUCCAGACAGCCCCUGAGCGUCAGAGACCCAUCUUUGAGAAAGUUCCUUUUCUGGAGUUGCUCAUUCCUCUUUACCCUCCAGGGGUGGAGGUGCUGGACAAAUUAACCACCUCUCCUCGGCUCAUCAAGAGUCACCUCCCAGUCCAGUUGCUGCCCAAGUCCUUCUGGGAGCAGAACUGCAGGAUAGUGUAUGUGGCCCGUAAUGCCAAGGACAGUGCUGUGUCUUAUUUCCACUUUGACCGCAUGAACAGGACACAGCCAGAGCCAGGAGACUGGAACAACUUCUUACAGAGAUUCAUGGAUGGAAAGAUGGUGUUUGGUUCAUGGUACGACCAUGUGACUGGCUGGUGGGAGAAGAAACAGACUCACUCAAAAAUCCUCUACCUCUUCUAUGAGGACAUGGUUGAGGAUACGGGGAGAGAGCUGGACAGGCUGUGCUCCUACCUAGGUUUGUCUCCUUCAGCAGAGGAAAAGGAGAGGGUGAGAGGAGUAGUGCAGUUUGAUAAUAUGAAGAAGAACAGCAUGGCCAACUAUUCCACCCUCCCAAUCAUGGAUUUCAAGAUCUCUCCAUUCAUGCGAAAAGGAAAGGUUGGUGACUGGAAGAACCAUUUCACUGUAGCCCAGAAUGAACAGUUUGAUGAAGACUAUAAGAUGAAGAACACCACCGUACAGUUCCGCACUGUAGUCUAGGGGUUGUGGUCAAGUUGAUUGUCUGAUUGUUUGCGGUCAGGUUGAUUUAUUGUUUAUUUGGCGCAUAUGGACCUACGAUAGGCUCGGCUGGGAGAAUAGAAUGGAGAAGAGCAUUAUUAAGCAUCAAACAUUGUUUUAUGCUGUUUCAAAAAUAUACAUACUUUGAAACUAACAAUUCCUAUUUGUAUACUGUAUACAGUACGACUAAACGUAAUACAUUAA
Messenger RNA from Oncorhynchus tshawytscha (Chinook salmon), 2252 nucleotides. RefSeq names its product cytosolic sulfotransferase 2. The transcript is spliced from 8 exons. The record is from RefSeq and is a predicted model, not a curated record. Gene Ontology annotation, biological process: sulfation. NCBI's taxonomy places the organism in Eukaryota, Metazoa, Chordata, Actinopteri, Salmoniformes, Salmonidae. Bases 858 to 2030 code for a protein of 390 amino acids. Gene Ontology annotation, cellular component: cytoplasm. Gene Ontology annotation, molecular function: sulfotransferase activity.